GAAUUUAUAAUCUCGAGAAGAUAAAAUAAUUGAAGAUAAAAUCUAAUAGACAACUAACUUACUUAGACUUGAAGCUUGCUAGUUUUAGAGCAACAACGCUGAUGAAAAUAUAAUUAAUUGGCUCUAUGGAUCAAAGUUUCCAAUUAAAAACACAACGAAGUAAUAGUCGCGGACGGUGAAAAACUAUCUUAUUACCUUUUUGAAUAUCGAAGAUAACUAUUAAGGAUGUACUGUAAAUUUAUGUAUUAUAUGAUAAUGUUAAACUAAAUUUUAAGAGAACCCGAGGCUUAUCCUUGAGAUCUACUAUUGGAAUUUUACUUUCUGUAUAAGGACCUUUUUUUUAAAAUAGAAGGCUUUAACUUCUCCACAGUACUGAAGAAUUGCAAAUGAUGCAAAUCUCCGCCUCAAGAGUACUCAGCAGUGUUUUUUAGAACUUUUAAUUUCAACGUACUUGUCCGCAAUGAAAUACUAUUGUUACACCCAAUUUUGUCACAAAGGCCUGCCGAAAAUUCAUUUAGUAAUAAAUCUCUAAGUUUAAACUAGUUUAUAUUUCCUGGAAGAGGAGGAAACAGCAAAUUGCUGAAUUAGGAGUUUACUGGUAUUAAAAAUAGAGAAGGAAUUUAGUUAUCGUUAUGUGGAUUUUAAUCCACAUGCAAUGGAUCUCUGAUGCGCAACUCGCACUUCCGACAGCAUUUUUUUUUAUAACUAUGAGAAAGAGUCCGUAUGUACUGUUAUUACAAUUGAAAGGAAAACCAUGACUCUAGUUACCAUAGACAGAAACUUUUAUACUGUUUGAAAGAAAAUUACACAGUUCUCAAUAGUUAUUAUAUUGGAAUUAAGUAAAAGGACCUAAGCCUCCAGUAAAAGAAAAGUCAGACUUUAUAUGGGAAUUUUUGUUUAAGUGUAUAUUUAAUAAGAGUCUUGAAAAGAUCAAAUGGAAAAUGAUUUUUAUAGCGAUUACAAAACUAGCCAACUUGAUUUGUCGAGAUAUAAGUUUUCCGAUAACGAAAUAUCGGGCCUUCUUGGAUUUAUCAAGUAUCGUUUUAUUUGUGUUCAGGCCUUUGGAAUAGCAGCGAGUUUCUUAGCCUUUAAUUCGGCUAAAAAGUUUCCUUCAGUACAUCGUUUUCGCGGAGUAGCAGCGUUUGGCGGAUAUUUUUGCGGUUGUUUUAUUGGCUCUAAAGUUGCUUGGAUUAGUGGAAAAGAAUCACUAAAAAACUUGAAAACUCCGUUGGGGGACCAGUUAGCUACCGGAAAAAUAAAUAUUGUUGAAGCUUUUCCGUUUAUUAAAAAAACUCUUCUCAACCGAUACCAACAUGGAAGAGCAGAAAUUUCACAAAAAAGUGAACAAUUCGAGCCUGAAAAAAAUACUUGUAAAGAAAAUGAAGAGCAAAAGCAAAACUCGAUUUUUCACGGCAUUUAUUCGCGGCAAGAAGAUCAUCUUUCCGGACUGGCCGCCAAUGACCACGAGGAACGGGCAUGGGUGACCAAUGAGGAACAUUUUAGCCCGCUUGCGAUAGAAAACGAGAAGCACGCGUGGAGCCGCCCAGACGAAACGAGCGAAAAAUUUUAUGAGCAUAUAAAAAAAAGAAAAAAUGAGAAGGAAAGUGUUUUGGAUAACUACAGCGACGAUAAAUAUGAUGAAGCCUCCAAAGAAUUAGCAGGAGAAACAAAUAAAACUCGAAUAAGAACUAAUAAAUAUGGAGACCAGCUAAACUAAUAAGAA
Molecule: messenger RNA, 1723 nt
Organism: Zophobas morio
Lineage: Eukaryota; Metazoa; Arthropoda; Insecta; Coleoptera; Tenebrionidae
Exons: 15
Coding region: 935-1717 (260 amino acids)
Source: RefSeq, a predicted model, not a curated record